GAUCUCUCUCUCUCUCUCUCUCUCUCUCUCUCUCUCUCUCUCUCCCUGCACCCCAGGAAUCUGAUCUUGCAAAGCCCCCCCCCUCCUUUUUUAUAUAUUCCCUUCCCCCGCCCCCCAUCCCGGCUGGCAAAGGUGGAGCGACCCCUUCCUUGACUCCCUCCUGCACCGAUCCCUUGGGGAAGCCAACCAGACAUCCUUGCAAAGAUCAGACGGAGGGACGGCAAAUGCGGGGGCCCCCCUACCCAAUAAGGAGCCAAAGGCAUCUUUCUCUCUCUUUCCCCCUCCCCAGCAAAAUUUUUCAAAGGCAAUCCGUCGGCCAGAAGAAUCUGGGGAAUCGAUGCAACCCAUCUCAUCUUGGUUCCACCACCAUGGCUGCUGCCCCUCAGCUCAACUCGGACGCCCUCCGCGAAGUUUUGGAGUGCCCCAUCUGCAUGGAGUGCUUCACCGAAGAGCAUCUGCGACCCAAACUGCUCCAUUGCGGCCACACGAUCUGCAAACAGUGCUCGGAGAAGCUCCUGGCCAGCAGCAUCAACGGCAUCCGUUGUCCCUUCUGUAGCAAAGUCACCAGGAUCGCCAGCCUGGCUCAGCUGACCGACAAUCUGACCGUCUUGAAGAUCAUCGACACAGCGGGGCUGAGCGAGACCGUCGGCGUUCUCAUGUGCAAAGCGUGCGGGCGGAGGCUGCCCAAGCACUUCUGCCGGACCUGCAGCCUGGUGUUGUGCGAGCCUUGCAAAGAGUCGGAAUGCCUCCACCAACAUCACAACGUGGUGGCCAUCAAAGAAGCCGCCGACGAGAAGAGGAGGGACUUUGGGGCCAGGCUGGGUCGCCUCCGAGAGCUGAUGGGGGACCUUCAGAAGAGGAAGGUGUCUCUCGAAGGGGUUUCGAAGGACCUCCAAGGCCGGUACAAAGCCGUCCUUCAAGAGUACAGCAAAGAAGAGCGUAAGGUCCAAGAAGAGUUGGCCAGGUCGCGGAAGUUCUUCACCGGCUCCCUCUCCGAGGUGGAGAAGGUGAACAGCCAGAUCAUGGAGGAACAAGCUUACCUCCUCAACAUCGCCGAAGUCCAGAUCGUCUCGCGCUGCGAUUACUUCCUCGCCAAAAUCAAACAGGGAGAUAUCGCCCUUCUGGAAGAGGAAGGCGAAGAGGAGGAACCGGAGUUGAUGAACAGCCUUCCCAAAGAGCUGACUUUGCAAGAGGUGGAACUCCUCAAGGUUGGUCAUAUCGGACCCCUCCAGAUAGGACAAGUGGUCAAAAAACCCCGGAGCAUCAACGUCGAAGAGACCUUGAUGGAGACCACGGCAGAAGCAUCGGGGUCCUUCAGAGAGGCGGAUCUCCCUGCAGUAGAGGUCAACCCAUUGUCCCAUUGCUCUUCGCCUGCGAAACCAAGGAUGUCCGAGGCCACCUCCAGCAUCCAACAGUGCCACUUCCUCAAGAAAAUGGGCUCAAAGGGUAACACGCCGGGCACGUUCAACCUGCCAGUCAGCCUUCAUGUCACCCCGCAGGGAGAGGUCCUUGUGGCGGACCGGGGAAACUUCCGGAUCCAGGUCUUCACCCGGAAGGGUUUUUUGAAGGAAAUUCGUCGGAGCCCCAGCGGGAUCGACAGUUUUGUGCUCAGCUUCUUGGGGGCCGACCUGCCCAACCUAACUCCCUUGUCGGUCACCAUGAACUGCCACGGGCUGAUCGGAGUGACCGACAGCUACGACAACUCGAUGAAAGUGUACACCAUGGACGGGCACUGCGUGGCGUGUCACCGAAGCCAGCUCAGCAAGCCGUGGGGCAUCACCGCUUUGCCGUCGGGGCAGUUUGUGGUCACCGACGUCGAAGGAGGCAAGCUGUGGUGCUUCACCGUGGACCGGGGAGUCGGGGUGGUGAAAUACACCUGCCUGUGCAGCGCCGUGCGUCCUAAAUUUGUCACUUGCGACGCCGAAGGGAUCAUCUACUUCACUCAGGGGCUGGGCUUGAACCUGGAGAACCGUCAACACGAACAUCACCUGGAAGGCGGGUUUUCCAUCGGCUCCGUCGGUCCGGAUGGACAGCUGGGCCGACAAAUCAGCCACUUCUUUUCCGAGAACGAAGAUUUCCGCUGUAUCGCUGGCAUGUGCGUGGACUCGCGGGGGGACCUGAUUGUGGCCGACAGCAGCCGCAAAGAAAUCUUACAUUUCCCCAAAGGCGGCGGCUACAAUAUCCUUAUCCGAGAAGGCCUGACCUGCCCCGUCGGCAUAGCUGUCACCCCCAAAGGUCAGUUGUUAGUCCUGGACUGUUGGGAUCAUUGCAUUAAGAUUUAUAGCUACCACUUGCGAAGGUAUUCCACACCUUAAGAUGGGAAAACACACACUCAUACACACACACACAUAUCUCUUUGUCCUUCAACCCCUCUCCCAUAUCAACUCUUCCAAGGUCUGCUGACCGACAAUAGUGCCAACAGAUUGUGCCAUAAAUGUAGAAACCGGGGUGACAGUUGCUCCGAUAUUUAGCGUGUGCAUUCUAGAACAAAGCACGUUUCUGUUUGCAAGCGUAGAGUGUGUUGUUUGUUUUGUUUUUUCCUUUUUAACACACAACACACACACAAAAUCCUAGCAUUAAUGACUUUUGGCUAAGGGGAAGCCAGGCCGGCAAGGCGAUUAUUUGUCCAAAUGCAGCCUUGGACUUAACGUUUUAGCUGCAAGGCGAUCGGUACAAUUGUUGGCGGUGAAAUCAAUCGGCUGACGGGGGAAAAAAACGGACGUAGAAAAUGAGCCAACGUCAGGCCUUCCGCACACCCAGCUUACGAAGACGCUGGAUGGAUUCGGAAGGUUAUUCUCCAUCCUUUCCAUCUCACUUUUUUUUUUGUGGAAACCCCCCGCUAUUUAGAAAGUGAUCAACCUUUUGUCCUUUUGCGUCCCCCAAAAUCCUUGUUUCGGGUUCUUCUCCGUUCAUGUGUGCAAAUGCUAAAUGCCUGUGUUUGUUUUUUUUUUAAAAAAAUCUCAGUAACCUUGGCCAGCUCUCUCACUCCCUACUCUUGGCACCUUUUACUGAAAAGGACAAUUGCAACUCCUUACAAGCCAACCCCACCGGAUCUCGUCGGAAACAUUUUGGCGCAGCUGCAACUUCCCACUAACACUCCGCCUCAAAAGAAACUUCUAGCUGUUGUUUUUAAACGCCUCCAAAGUUUUUUUUUUUAUUAUUAUUAUUAUGUCCUCCCGUCUUGAGGCCUCUUGUCUGGUGUGAAGUAGGUCUUGUCUGGUUUGAUGAAAAGAAAAAAAACAAAACAAAAGAAACUGGAAACUUUUAAAGAGUCUGUAACAAAUAA
Messenger RNA from Pantherophis guttatus, 3286 nucleotides. The record is from RefSeq and is a predicted model, not a curated record. Lineage: Eukaryota; Metazoa; Chordata; Lepidosauria; Squamata; Colubridae.